Rhodofomes roseus is the source of this 955-nucleotide messenger RNA. RefSeq lists its product as uncharacterized. The transcript has 4 exons. The coding region runs from base 173 to 781 and encodes 202 amino acids. The record is from RefSeq and is a predicted model, not a curated record. Lineage: Eukaryota; Fungi; Basidiomycota; Agaricomycetes; Polyporales; Fomitopsidaceae.
CUGGUAAUCGUCUUGAGUUGUCGUCUUUCCCUUGCUGAUCUCUCUUUGUCGCGCAGACCAAGGCGAGACAGCUGGGUAUCUCGCACAAGCAUCUCCUCAGCAGAGCCCGGAGUGGCAGCCAGUCUUCAGUGGAUCACAGACACAGCAAAUCCCAUCCAUCCAGCAGCAGGACAUGCUGAGCAACGAAACGAAUAUGACAGACUCAUCUGCUCCUGCUAGCCUUUCAGCGCCGCGUUCUACCCUGGAAUACAAGCUGCGCUUGACCUCAUCGACCCCGAACCGCGCGGGCUGCAGGAAUUUAUCGCAGAGGUCCAAUCAUUUAGGAGGGAGGCUGAGACGAGGGAAAGGCUGGCGAGAGAUGAAGAGGACCCGCCAGUGGUACUUCGGGUGUACAACGGCAUGGACGCCAACGUACACUACGAGGCAAGCCCUUGAUAGGCCCGACGUCCCGGCUCCAACUUCGGGAUACAAUGUUGCGACGGCCUUUCCCGUGUUGCCAGCAAGCGCAACACGCGAGAUCGUGAACAUUCCCGAAGGCUGGAUUGACGACGAUAUCGUCGAGACGUCGACAACGCUCGACGAGCAAGAGGUUUCGUCCGAUGUGUCUUCGGCAUCGAGCGCCCAGACCUCGGAGAUGUGGAGGGUGCUCGAGCAGGAGCAGGAAGAGGCGUUCCACGCCAGCCUGCGACAGCUGACUGCGUGCAACGCGUUGAGCGAGUUGCGACGCGAGACCCUCGCUGAGCACGCGUCCUCUGAGGGCGAGCUGGUGUCCCCGUACUGAAGCCCAAUCGACAGAUACGUAUGGGGCCUUGAACGGGCGCAUGUCCAGUUCAAUGAGGCAAUGCUAGACAAUGCAGGCCGAAGGCGGGAAGUAGGGCGGCGCGGGUGAAACCGGAUGGGGAUAAUCGGGAUAUGGGUACCAGUCUGUGAAGUUGGAAUGUAAACACUGCUUAGC